Rhizopus microsporus ATCC 52813 is the source of this 1695-nucleotide messenger RNA. RefSeq lists its product as uncharacterized. The record is from RefSeq and is a predicted model, not a curated record. Gene Ontology annotation, cellular component: plasma membrane. Gene Ontology annotation, biological process: cell-cell adhesion. The coding region runs from base 1 to 1695 and encodes 564 amino acids. The transcript has 5 exons. Gene Ontology annotation, molecular function: myosin binding. NCBI's taxonomy places the organism in Eukaryota, Fungi, Mucoromycota, Mucoromycetes, Mucorales, Rhizopodaceae.
AUGUCAGAAAUUGUCGUCUAUGAAGAUUCCCCAAUGGCCGAAUAUCUACAGUCUGUUGAUAAACCAGAAACGACAGUAAAAGUGGCUCCACUUAACCUUACAAACAAUAAGACAAAUGACAGCUCUAUUAGCAAAAGACCAAGCAUUUCACGCAUGUGGAGACAUUCCAUAUUUCACGAUGCAUUCUCAAUUUCACUUCCCAAGACCGAAGAAGCAGCCUUUGAAGAAAAAUUCAAGUAUCUGGUUGUCACGUCACCUCUUCUGAAUGAAGUGCUCACAUUCCAUCAUAAUAAGCAAAGGCACCGGUUCACGGAACACCUCACUUUUCAAACGAACGGGGCGACUAAAUUAGGUGUCACCACCAACCUGGUUGCUACGUUGAUGCUACUCUUCGGAGUUGAGCGGUAUACCUUUCGUCCGCGUAUUCCACUCAUGACACUCGCCUGUUCCACAUCGGCGUCACUAUUCUACAUCUACAGGCACAAACGACGCUCAUCGAUCCGACAGCUUUAUCAAUCAAUUUUGUCCAAACUGCAAUCUUUCAUUGAACAGUGUGAUACGUUUGAUACAAAAGUGCAACGAGUACUCAUCACCAUACAAGAAAUCGAGCUCGUAUCCAGAGGCUACCGACUGUCUACACCCUUAUCUCCAAUAUCCCGCAUCGAACAAAACAGUAAACAAAGAAAAUGUGUUCAUCUGAGAAGCCGGUUAGCAUCUAUUCUAAGAAGAGCAUUUAUCGUCUACGAAGAAGGCAUCAUUGACUUGGUGAACGUGAUCGAUAAGGAACAUCUACUCAGUCUUUUCGAAAUGUACAAUGUUCACUCGAUUGCUUCCCUUUCCGCCGUCGAUAGUAGUGAGGAUUCGUACAGUCUCGAUCAAUUGAAAAAAUUGACACAGAUUAUGCAUCUCAAACGAAGGGAGUGUAUGGUUCAUUUCCUCGCUUUAGGUACUGACAUUGAUCAUCACGGUUGGAAAAUAGUCAAUGACAUCUUGAACCAUUUUUUAAAGGAAAUCGAGAACUUUACAAAAGAAAUGGUGGAGGCCCUGGACGCUGAGUUUUAUAAACCAAUCAACACAUUUGAUACAAAGACCAGCAAGAUCAUGGACUCUCGAUUAAAAUUGUUCAUCCAUCGAUUAUCCUCUCUCGAACAAGAAUUACGGACACUGGAGGCAAAGGUUUAUUUAUGUAACGAAAGCGUGCGGCAACUGAGUCCCGAAUCAGCCGAGGAGACGAAAGAAAAGUUACUCAGCGACUAUUUAUCUGUGCAAAAGGUAUUUCAAAAUAUGCUGUUGGAAUGGGAAAAUGGAAAAGAAGCACUUCAAUCCUAUUUGGAAUUACCAUCAGCUACAGUUGCAAAAGAAGAGACGAAGGCUGCUGAAUCCGCAGAGAUAGAGGAAGAGGAAAUUCAAGAUGAGUCUGAAGGCAAGGGCAUCAUUCUCGAUUCAGAAGACGUUGCUGAUAUUCUCAAUCUACCUUCAAAGGCUUCAGUGUAUGAGGCUAUUGCUGGUGUGGUAGAAAAGAAUGGGAAAGAAAGACCAAAAAAAUCUCGAGAUGAACGAAUUCAAGAAAUGAAGCUAAAGCGAGCUCAAGAGGCAGAAAAACGCGCUGAAAAAAUAGAUUCAGAGACAAUGGUCCAUGAGCUGAAAAGUGUACUUUAUAAAAGAAGCACAGAACUAGAUUUACAAGAAGACUAA